Molecule: messenger RNA, 3167 nt
Organism: Gasterosteus aculeatus aculeatus (three-spined stickleback)
Lineage: Eukaryota; Metazoa; Chordata; Actinopteri; Perciformes; Gasterosteidae
Gene: ora5
Product: olfactory receptor class A related 5
Biological process (GO): neuropeptide signaling pathway
Cellular component (GO): plasma membrane
Molecular function (GO): neuropeptide receptor activity
Source: RefSeq, a predicted model, not a curated record
CAGCUGUUACAGUGGGGCAGCUUAUCUGCCCUCUCUAUAGAAUUAAAGCGGUCAGCCAUGUCCAUUGUUGUCCAUAUUAGCGAGACAUUAUUAAUACCACGCAAAAUAUGGUAAUUAAAAAAACAAUGUUGGUUUUAAAUGGUGGUUACAACCCAUUUAAAAUAGUUGCAACUGCCUUUAUUAGUGGUCAAUGGGUAACCUCAAUCAGGUUAAUCAAACCACCCCAGCAUGACUCAUUAUGUCAUCAAAAAGCAAUAGACCACUUAAAUAAAUGUCUUCAUGCAUGGACCUCUUCAGGUUGAACAAAGGCCGGGGAAAGCUACAGGUGAUGCUGUGAUCGGUGUGACACAUCAUCACACCCUGAAGAGGACCCAUAGAGCAUCAAUGCAUGCGUUUAUAUGUGGAGCUUUUAACACAUCUGUUAAAUGACACGCAAGCAUCCUUUUUAUUAUCAUCAAAUGGUUUCACUUGUUUCAAUAAUGGGGCCCCACAGGUGGGGAUGUUUGCAUGUUUAGUGCAAUUGAGCAGCUGUGCUCCAUAUAAGUAUUUGGAAUUACAAAUGGACAAUAAAUUAAAUUGGAGUGCCAAAGAGGAUUUAGAAAAUCAGCAUUAUUUACAGUCACAGUCUAGUUAGAAUUGAGAAGUGCAGUAAUGAAAGUGAGAGAAAAUAUGACUAAUCCUUCCCUUCACUCCGUCUCCGAGGGCUACCGUUGUUUUACAUCCAGGCAGAUUGUUUUUUCUUACAAUCCCUGUGCAUUCAUAUAUAUAUAUAUUCUCUUAAGUUUACUUUUCACAGGCUUAAUUUUUAUGUAUAUUGAAUUCAUAUAUAUUGCACCAGAUAACACUGGAGACUAUUACUAAGGGGAAGCUCCUGUCAAUGGAAAGAUACACAUCCACCUCAGUGUGACUACAUGAUGGAGGCUCCCUGAGGGGAAAAAGUGACAAGCGAGACUAAAGAAAACUCUGCUGUGUGAUUGGGUCUUCCUUCAAACCCUCCUCUAUAAAGGCCUAAAAGACCAAAGCGUCCCACAUCCACGAGCUUCGUGCGAGACCAAGUUGUCCCCUGAUCAGGCGUAGCGAUGGACGCAGAAGGCUGGAUCGAAUCCCUCAUCAGAGCACUCAUGUUCCUGGCAGGGAUCCUGGGGAACAACUGGCUGGCCAUACGCUCGCUGCCCGGCCACAAAUCUAGCAUCCGCACCAACGAGGUGCUUUUCAUCAACCUGGCCGUCUCCAACCUCAUCACCAACUACCUGGUGGACCUGCCCGACACCGUGGCGGACUUCGCUGGACACUGGUUCCUGGGGGAGACCUUCUGCGCCGCCUUUCGUUUCUGCGCCGACCUCUCAGAGACCAGCAGCAUCUACUCGACCUUCUUCAUCAGCGUGUUCUGGCACCAGAAGCUGGUGGGCUCCCUGAAGCGCGGCGGUGCUCCGGUGCAGCUGGACCGCCUGUGCCUGGUGGGCUGCCUGCUGGCCGGGAGCUGGACGGUGGCAGCGGUCUUCAGCAUCCCUCACGUGUUCUUCGUGGCGGUGGAGGGGCGAAACGGGAGCAAAGUGGACUGCGUGGACGUCUUCCCCAGCGCGGUGGCCAGGCAGACCUACGAGAUCUUUUAUUUAACCCUGGCGAACGCUCUCCCGCUCGCUGGGCUGGUGUUCGCCAGUGCACAGAUUGUCGUCACUCUGCUGCGAAACAAGCAACGCGUACAGGGUCACAGCUCUGGCGCUAGCGAGGAGGGGGAAAACAAGAGCGGCGGAGGGAGGGACGGCGGCGUGGCCGGCACCGCGUCUGGUCCGGGCCCCACUGAAGAUCCAAAAGAUCCUUCGUCCCUAACGGACAUUUACACCGGCGUGCCCGCUUCAGCGCGUCCCACCGGAGGGUCGCCGGGUCACGCCGGGACCCUCGUCGGGGACACGUACAGCGGGGGCGGAGCUCCGGAAGGACCCGGCAGGCCGAGCCAGACGCGGGCGAAGACGAGCUCGGGCACUCAGGUGAGAGCGGCCAAGAGCGUGGUGGCUGUAGCCGCGGUGUUCCUGGUCUGCUGGCUGACUCAUCUGCUGCUGCGCAUCAGCAACAACAUCCACACGUCGUCGAUGCUGGUGGAGGUGGCCAGCUACAUUGCAGCCUCCUACACCUGCAUCAUCCCCUACAUAUUCUUGUACGGAGUGAAAAAGCUUGGUUGCCCGUGCAGAAGGUAGAAAGGUGCACAUUACGUGCAGGAUCCAAAUCAGUCAAGAGUAAAUAUAAGUGUCCUUUACUUGAACAAGGAACUGUAGAAGAGACGGGAUGAAAGAGGACGGGGUUGACAAGAAAACCAAUUAACAGCCAACAUCUCAUAUAUUUUGUUUUAAGAACUGGCCGAAUUAAUUAGUCGACUGAGAUACAUUUAUUGGCGGAAAAUUCCCAAUUAUACUCAUGUUUAGUUAUUUUAUCUGGGGGAGGGGGCACCUUGUAACUUUAUUUUGAAAAGCUAUGUAAAAUGUUUUCUUUGUCAAACACAAUGUAAAGAAACUCAUCACAGCAGGUAAAAAUGUAUUGCUUCUCACAUUUCAAAUAACUAAAGGAAAGAUAGAAAUGACUGUGGCUGCAUUCCUAAAGAUUAACAUGUAAAGAACAUUACAUCAGUCUCACAUGGUAAACGUCAUGUAUAAUAUAAAUGUACUGACUCACUGACGUUAAGAGAAACAAUCCUGUAUCAAGUAAGAAAUCUAGUUUUUUUUUAAGGCUAAUUAGAAAUUCAGCAUAAUUGCUCAUAAUCGUGCAGAGCAAAUUGGCGGAAAAAAUGAAAUCAAUUAAUGCAGCAAUUUGUUUUGUGAUGACAGCAGGAAAAACAUAUGUGCGCUUUUCAAUUAAACAUAAUUAUGUAAACAAUUAGUGAAGUCCAUUAUUGUACUCCCUCUGCAGCGCAACAUUUCAACCAAAGGCAAUCUCGCCAAUUACUUGUAAAAUCUGUAACCAAGAACGUGGGUUUGAUGGGUUGCAGGUAACAACUACUUCCUGUAAAAAUGUUCCUCGAACACAAAUAACACGUUUUAUUUCUUCAUAAAAAUGUUUUUAUUUAUUUUUUUGCAGUAUAGCACUGAACUGCUCCUGGUUAAAAAUGUGUUGCGCACUUGAAACAAUCACAAAAUCACUGUUAAAUGUUUCCUGCCAAGAGAAAAAAACUCACU